GAGCCAGCUACUUUGUUCGUUGGUAGAUUGUCGUGGAACAUCGACGAUGAGUGGUUGAGAAGAGAAUUCGAACCUCUUGGUGGUGUUAUUUCUGCCAGAGUCAUCAUGGAAAGAGCAACAGGUAAGUCCAGAGGUUACGGUUACGUUGACUUCGACAGCAAGUCUGCUGCUGAAAAGGCUCUUAACGAAUACCAGGGUAGAGAAUUGGACGGUAGACCAAUCAACUUGGACAUGUCGACUGGUAAGCCACAUGUCACCAAGAGCACUGAAAACAGAGCCAAGCAAUACGGUGACACUCCAUCUGCUCCAUCUGACACUCUUUUCAUUGGUAACUUGUCCUUCAACGCUGACAGAGACAACUUGUUCAACAUCUUCGGUGUACACGGUACCGUCAUCUCCUGUAGAAUCCCAACCCACCCAGACACCCAACAGCCAAAGGGUUUCGGUUACGUCCAAUUCUCGUCUGUUGACGAAGCCAAGGCCGCUAUGGAAGCCUUGAACGGUGAAUACAUCGAGGGCCGUGCUUGUAGAUUAGACUUCUCCACUCCAAAGGACCCUAGUUCCUCGGGUAACAGAGGUGGUUUCGGAGGCAACAGAGGUGGUUUCGGCGGAAACAGAGGUGGUUUCGACGGAAACAGAGGUGGCUUCGGCGGUCGUGAAAGAUCGUCUACCCCAACCCCAACCAGAUCUGGUCCUAAGACCGCCGAGUUCAAGGGUACCAAAAAGACCUUUGACUAA
This is a messenger RNA of Scheffersomyces stipitis CBS 6054, 738 nucleotides long. RefSeq lists its product as uncharacterized. Gene Ontology annotation, molecular function: RNA binding. The transcript has a single exon. The record is from RefSeq and is a predicted model, not a curated record. Lineage: Eukaryota; Fungi; Ascomycota; Pichiomycetes; Serinales; Debaryomycetaceae. The annotation marks the transcript as partial.